AUGAAUUGGGCCACGAAUCAAGACUAUGAGACGGAAUACCGCCAAGUCAAUGGCCGCUUCAACAUAGCGCGUAUGAUGCCUUCACAACGAACAUCUCGAAAAGUACAUCUCAAUUCGAUACCCUUCCAAUUCAAGCAAGAGGCAUUGAGCGCAUGUCCUCCUUUGAAAUUGGACAUUGGGACGCCGGGGUUACUGGACGGCCUUCGGUUUAUCGAGGAUGACACCGACCAUGAACUUGCUCCAGACGAAGUUGAAAUCAAGACCCAAUUUUCCGGGCUGAACUUCAAAGACCUGCUUGCUGCCCUUGGUCGAGUCAAUCUUGCAACGCUCGGAAAUGAGUGUGCCGGGACCAUAACUCGUGUGGGAUCAUCGGUAGACCUCACACCGGGUGAUCGGGUCUGCGUUUUCCACCCAACCGCAUUCAACACCCACGUGAGGGCGAAAGCGACAUUCGUAGCUAAAAUUCCCGACGGGGUUCAACUCGCUCAUGCUGCCUCAACUGUCCUGCAGUUCUCCACUGCACACUAUGCUCUACACCAUUUAUCACAUUUGAAACGAGGCGAGACGGUACUGAUCCAUUCCGGAGCUGGCGGUACCGGCCAAGCUGCUAUACAGGUUGCUCAAGAACUUGGUGCGGAAAUAUUUACGACUGUCAGUUCAGAGUCGAAGAAGAAUCUUCUUAUAGAAGAGUAUAAGAUCCCAAGCAGCCACAUCUUUUACAGUCGGAACACCUCAUUCGCCCAAGGUGUACUUGAGCGGACCAGCCAGCGCGGUGUUGAUGUAGUGCUAAACUCUCUUAGUGGUGAGAGCCUCCAAGCAUCACGGGAGCGAGCUUCACAGCCCUGGAGAUGUCAAAGCCCCUUUCAGAUCUUCCCCAUUACAGAGGUGCAAAAAGGAAUGCAUAUGCUUCAGAAGGGAGAUACUAUGGGAAAGAUUGUAUUCGAGUACAAGGACGAGAUGGAAGUACCGGUAUCGUUGAAGACGCGUCCCAAAUUCUAUUUCGAUGAGAACAAGACCUAUCUCAUUGCUGGAGGGACCGGCGGGAUCGGAAGGGCCAUCUCCCUAUGGAUGGCGAAAGAGCGGGGCGCCAAAAACUUGAUCCUCCUAUCUCGAUCUGGGUUGAAACGUGGAGAUGCCGUUGCAUUGGUCCAGGAACUCCGUCACCUUGGAGUGACUGUAGAAGCACCUGAGUGUAAUAUUUGCGAUAAGGAGAAACUGCAGGCAGUACUUGAGGAGUACGGGAAAACUAUGCCUGCAAUCGGAGGCUGCAUACAGGCGUCGAUGGUGCUGAAGGACGGAAUAUUCGCAAACAUGUCUUACCAAGACUGGCGUUCCAGCCUAGACCCCAAGGUUGUUGGAUCUUGGAAUCUCCACGCCCUACUCCCGAGCGGUCUGGACUUUUUUAUCAUGCUCUCCUCCGUUGCUGGAGUACUAGGUUCCAGCGGUCAGGCGAAUUACGCCUCAGGAAAUGCCUACCUCGAUGCCCUAGCUCACUAUCGGGUUUCGCAGGGUGAAAGAGCUAUAUCUCUGGACUUGGGAGCCAUCCUCGAGCAUGGAGUAGUAGCGUCAGACGAUAGACUACGCGAACGUUUGCUGUCUGGGGGAUACCUCGCAGGGGUUACAUCAGCAGAACUGUUCAGUUUGCUGGAACACUCCUUGACCGCGACCCAGGACGCUGCGUCUCAAGAUGACUGCCAAGUCGUAUUCGGUCUUGCGCCGGCCUCUGAGAUACGCUCUAAACUUGCACGGACGACACGUUCACCCAUGUCCCUACCCUUUUAUCGCCACGUGCUCGCGAGCGCAUCCCAGGAGGACACCAUACAGGGUACGGAGGCUGAGCAGUUGACACAGAAGCACCGCCGUGACUUUGUCAGCGCGGAAAACACCACCAGUGCAGGUAAUGUGGUCACGAUAGCGCUUGCAGAAAGGUUGAUGCCAGGGCUUCCGGAUGAGGAUUUUGACGAAGAAAGUCUUAGGAAGCCUAUCCAGAGUUACGGCAUUGAUUCCCUGAUGGCUAUUGAGCUACGGAGCUGGUUCGCAGUAGAAUUCUCCGCAGACGUUCCUGUCUUCCACAUUCUAGAAGGGACACUGGCCAGCAUUGGUGCGUUGGUGGCUUCGAAGAGCAAGUUACGAUCAACCUCUUGA
Messenger RNA from Didymosphaeria variabile, 2145 nucleotides. RefSeq lists its product as uncharacterized. Bases 1 to 2145 code for a protein of 714 amino acids. Gene Ontology annotation, molecular function: fatty acid synthase activity; phosphopantetheine binding; oxidoreductase activity. Gene Ontology annotation, biological process: secondary metabolite biosynthetic process; fatty acid biosynthetic process. The transcript has 4 exons. Lineage: Eukaryota; Fungi; Ascomycota; Dothideomycetes; Pleosporales; Didymosphaeriaceae. The record is from RefSeq and is a predicted model, not a curated record.